GCAUGGCCUGGUUUUGCAAAGUGGGGCAGCUGGUGUCCGAUUGAGGGGGAAAUUAUAUCUCUGCAUGUGCCGUGGUUAAGAUUCUUGUCUCCCUGGACCCAGUUUCGCCAUGGUAAGAUCCGUCACUCUCAUUCCUUUUUCUUUUCUUUUUCUUUCAUUUAUAUCUCACCUUCCUUCCCAAGCAUCAUACAGUUAUUUUUGUCUCCCUCCUGCAUUUUAUUCUCACAACAACCCUGUGUAGUAGGCUAGGCUGAGAACUAGGGGCGAUUUGAACCUGGGUCUCUCGCUCGCAAAGUGAGCCUAACAGGCCAGUCACUUUCUGUCAGCUUAACCUAUGCCACAGAGUUGCUGAGAGGAUAUAUAUAUAUAUAUAUAUAUAUAUAUAUAUAUAUGAAUGAUGGGGAACAAUGAAUACCACCUUAAGCUUUGUGGAGGAAAGGUGGGAUAUUAGCAUUAUAAAGAAAUAAAUGUGAAAUGAAAAACAGAGUAUUUUAUCUCCAUGCACCCUAGAAACACACUCAAUAAAGCUGAUGCAGUUUGUUUGUUAGUUUGAACAAUUUAUACAGCCAUCUUCAAAUAUUGAAAGAACUGUCACGUGGAAGAUGGAGCAAGCUUGUUUUCUCCUGCUCCAGAGGGUAGGAUCCAAAUUAGUGGCUUCAACUUACAAGAAAGGAGAAUCCGACUAAACAUCAGAAAUAACUUUAUGACAGUUAAGAGCUGCUCAACAGUGGGACAGACUCCCUCAGGAGGUUGUGGACUCUCCUUCCUUGCAGGUUUUUAGGCAGAGGUUGGAUAGCCAUCUGUCAUGGAUGCUCAAGUUGAGAUUCCUGCAUUGUAGCAGGAUUGGAUUACAAGUCAAUUGGCCUCCUCUUGUUCCUUGAUCUUCUUGACAUUUGGUGAUUUUUUUACUCUGUUGAUAUGCAAUCCCCUUAUCUUCUUCUGCGCCGCCGCCUCCUCUUCCUCUUCCUAUCUUGUCCUUCAUUGGACCAAAAAUAUACCCACCUAAGCUAAGAAGAUAAAAUCUCUGCUGGAUCAGACCAGAGGCCUAGCUAAUCUAGCAUCCUGUUUCCUACAGUGGUCAACCUCUGGAAGGCUUCAAGCAGGAUAUGGGGUCAAUAGCCGUCCCUGGAAGACUGUCAUGACUCAUAGCCAUCUAGCCAUCAAUAGCUUAUUCUCCAUGAAUUUGCCUUAUCUUCCCAUGCCAUCUAAACUUCCCAUGCCAUUUCACUAUUCUGACACACUUUCACAUCCCUCUCGAGACAACAAAAUUUUGGCACGUGUCUCAAGGUAAUGUGCAAAAUACAAUACAGCCGGGCUGGGGUGGGGGGACAGCUGAAAACAACAUAAAAAUAACAGCAGAUAAAAAUUAAUAAUAAUAAAAUAUUUCUACCCCAGCCACUCUGGGUGGCUUCCAACAUAUAGAGAAACAUAAUGAAACAUUUAAAAACUUCCCUAUACAGGGCUGUCUUCAGAUAUCUUCUAAAAGUCAGAUAGUAGUUUAUUUCCUUGAGAUCUGAUGGGAGGGUACCACUACCGAGAAGGCCCUCUGCCUGGUUCCCUGUUACCUCACUUCUUGCAGUGAGGGAACCGUCAGAAGGCCCUUGGCGCUGGACCUCAGUGUCUGGGCAGAAUGAUGGGGGUGGAGACGCUCUUUCAGAUAUACAGGACUGAGGCCAUUUGGGGCUUUAAAGGUCAGCACCAACACUUUGACUUAUGCUUGGAAACGUACUGGGAGCCAAUAUACGUCUUUCAGUAUGAAGUAGACACUCAUGGCAGAGUCCCAUCUAUUCAGCUGUGAAAGCUUGUUAGGAGAAAAAUAUCUUCCAUUGUUUCUGGAAAGCCAACUGUCCCAUUUUUAGUGGGACAACCUGUAUCCAAAAGCCAAUCCUGACUUCUGUUUCAAUCUCAGAAUGUCCUGUUUUUCAGUCAAAGAGACACUCACUCUUGCGAUUGUCAGCAGAGUCGCGCCAAAGCGCCUUCCUGUCCAGUGAUCUGGCGUGACUCUGCUGAAUGCCAGAGCGCUGGGCAAGAGCAUCAAGAGCGAGGGUGAGUGGCACAAGCAGUCAGUCAGUCAGAUACUGGAUGGGGAACAGCUAGGAGAAGAAACACUGGAAGAGAGAGGGUUAACAGAUUCACAGUCAUUGGACAGCAUUUAUCCACUCUUCUCAAGGUCAAGAAGAGCUCAGAAAGCCUCAGAACAGAAAAUGCAGAGGGUACAAACUCAGAUUACAAAACAUAGGAGUUACGUAGAUUAAUAGGGAUGGAGGGAGUGUAAGCCUUAAUUGUGAGCACCACCAUUCUGGGUAGACACUUCCUUUUGUCCUUUGCUGUGUUUAAUAAAGAAACUGGUAAAAAUUCCUUUUUGUUUGAUCUGCUCAUUUAUGGCCACAGGGGAGGAGGCUGAUUCCCCAAAGCCUGACACUCGUGCAUUAAAACCAGUUGAAUUUUUUCCUUAACUUUCCUGCCCCCUGAUGUGAUAUUUGUUGAUGACGUCUUCUCAGAAAUGCAUGUGUGACUUCCCUACCUGCAAUCUGUUUCAGGAUGCCAACAGCUCAGGGUCCUCAGCCAUCCCUGCUAUUGUGACUGACGCGCUCGCUAAUGGAGACCAACGAACGCCGUUAGAGACCAGAAGGCAGCUAGAAGCCGCCAGCAGCCCUCUGCCAUUAGACGCAGUUGCCAAAGAGGAGAAGGAUGAGCACAGAGAGGAGAAGGACGGCCAAGGAGCCAAGGAGCAGGAGCAGAAGAACGCCAAGCAGACCCAGGGAGCCGAUAGCGAAAUGGAGAAGAUGCGCUUAGACUUUGAGCUGACCCUUCUGAAGCGCCAGCACGAGGAGAACGACAAGCAGCGGCAACACGAGGAGAAGAUGGAGAACAUACGCCAGCACUUGCCGUGCAGAACACCUGGCCAAGGGGACGAGGAGCAGCUGGGGAGCAAGUUGGACCCCAUCACGGAAAUUGAGCUGGAGAAGAUGCGCAUGGAAUUUGAGCUGGCCAAGCUGAAGCAAAUCUCUGAGGAGAACGAGCGGCAGCGGCAGCACGAGCGGAAAAUGUACGAGGACAAGGAGAAGCAGCGGCAGCACGAGGAAACCAUGGAGAAGCUGCGCCUGCGGCAAGGAAAUAUCCGAGUGCUGGGCCCGAAGGCGACGGGGAGCAAGGCAGAAGCCGCAGCCGAGUCGUUUUCUGAGACCUUUGGUGAGGUGGGGAAGAUGAGGAUAGAGCUGCAGCUGGCCAUGGAAGUCUACUUGCCAGAUGUGACUGAAAAGAAGCCCCACUCUGAGCCUAGUGGGCAACAGGAAGGCCCGAAGCCUGAACAGCCGCUGGAGAAGAUCCUGGAGGCAGGAAGGCCGCCAGUGCCACCGGAACAGAAGACUGAAGAGGUGACUGAGCACCUGGGUCUGCAGGUGCCCCGCAUUGUGGUGAGUGGAGCAGAGUCGGAGUGGUCAAGCAGCAGAUUGGACUUAGCCAUCGAGACCGAGCUGGAAAAGAGGAGGAUGGAGUUUGAGCUGACGAGGCUCAAAUACGAGCACGAAGAGAACGAGAGGCAGCGGCAGCAUGAGGAGAAGAUGGAGCAGCUGCGUCAGCAGCAGGCGCCACCCAAGGAGGUAAAGGGGAUACUGGGAGGGAAGAAGGGAGGUUGUGGUCAUACCGGGUGGCAAGCCUUUUUCUAGCCCUCUUGUACGCAGAGACCCUUUUGCCUCUUACCUGCUCUUGUGGGGAGGACUGUAAAAUCCAAAUAAUGUCCUUUGACAAAUACAGGCUCCUCCAGAUGGGUGCUUUAUUGCAGGCGGAUUCCACAACAAGUUAUUGACACAGUGGCAGCUCCCAAGUGAUGGGUUUUAUCCUGCUCUAGUUUGUUUUCUGAUGUUCCCACAGUGCUGCCACUUUAUUUCAGUCUGGAGGGACUAUAGCAUGACAAAAGCCAGACAGAAAUAAAGCAGAACGCUUGCGCUAUAUAAAAAAGUUACGGGACGUGAGCAGGAAGCUGAGGGAUCGGCACUAAUUUGAAAUGAACCAAUGCGACCGCUUGGAAAUUUUUGUAGACACAAACAGUAUUGAAAGCAGGGUCUGUGUGACCAUCCCAAUAGCAUCAUGAGCACAAAUCAUCACGAAUGUGCAAUAAAAAAAAGACAUCUGGAUGGGUCUCCGGUUAACACAGCCUUUUCCUCUGGUUUUUACUAUAAUUUGACCUGUAUUUUAUGGCAUUGCUUUUAUAUUUUUAUAGAUGUACGCUGCCCUCAGACCUUAUUGGCAAAUGGUAGUAUAUAGUACUGAUUUAAAAAAUUAACUAUAAUCCCACACACACCACAGAAAUGAGAGAAAAUGGGAAGAUGAGAUAAUGAGUGUUGGAGGUAGUUUGAUGGUACUGCCUUCCAAGUUUACAUUUUUCUGUUCCGGGGUAGUUGGGCAACAUUUGGAGGAACCCGGGGUUCCUACCCCUGCUGUAGGGCCUAUGUUAAAACAUCAAAUACACCAUCAGAUACCUGUGAUCUUAUCAGCACAGGAGUCAUCAUUUUAUGGGUGACAUUCCACUGGGGCUCCUGAAUGUUUCUAGGCUUAUUGCUAUUUCACUGCUGGUCACUGGCCUUGGGCAUUGGUGGGUUUAACCCUUGAAUGGAAAUUUGAAAGGGACUAGGUUUGACUCUCUGUCUUCCGAAUCCUGUUCAUGCAACUCUUUUUCUUUCUUCCACAGUCUGAAUGAGGAACCUGUGCCCUGUCUAUUGGCUUCCUUCCUUCCAUAGGCUGGGCUAUCAGCGAAUACACACAGAAUGUCUCUCCCUUAUAACUUUGAACCUCUGCUCUGCAUUGCCUGUAGUAUAUUAUACUUUGAUAAAACACGCUAGACUCUC
Messenger RNA from Podarcis lilfordi (Lilford's wall lizard), 4847 nucleotides. The record is from the annotation of a GenBank genome assembly. NCBI's taxonomy places the organism in Eukaryota, Metazoa, Chordata, Lepidosauria, Squamata, Lacertidae.